Molecule: messenger RNA, 1137 nt
Organism: Drosophila rhopaloa
Lineage: Eukaryota; Metazoa; Arthropoda; Insecta; Diptera; Drosophilidae
Gene: purple
Product: 6-pyruvoyl tetrahydrobiopterin synthase
Exons: 5
Coding region: 402-908 (168 amino acids)
Biological process (GO): tetrahydrobiopterin biosynthetic process
Cellular component (GO): mitochondrion
Molecular function (GO): 6-pyruvoyltetrahydropterin synthase activity
Source: RefSeq, a predicted model, not a curated record
UUUACAAUCUAUCUCGUCAAAUGCAGCUUUUUUCUUCAAAGUUUUGUCAACACUGACUGUGACGAGCAACGUAGGCAAAAGUAAAUAUUAUUAUUUAAUGCGCAUCAAAGUAAAGCUUAUAACAAUUAAUCAAAUAUAAAUCAGAGAUUAACGAUUAGGAAUCACUAAUCAAUCAGCUGCAAUUAGGCAGAUCAGAUUUAAGCAAUUCUGAAUAAACUAGUUCCGAACGUGUUGUGAUUCCGCAGUCGCCGCGUUUGUGGCCAAUAAUUUCCUUGUUCCCCCAAUCCAUAUAAAUAGGCGCAAAACGAAAGCAGGUUUUGCAUUCAUUGUAAAACAGUGCUAAGACGUGUGCCAAUAAGUCGAGAUCUAGACAAUAAAGAUAUAGUAUAAAUCGGACUAGAAUGUCGCAGCAACCUGUUGCCUUCCUAACUCGUCGCGAAACUUUCAGCGCUUGUCAUCGUCUUCAUAGUCCCCAGUUGAGCGAUGCAGAGAAUCUGGAAGUCUUCGGCAAAUGCAACAAUUUCCACGGCCAUGGACAUAAUUACACAGUCGAAAUAACCGUUCGUGGUCCCAUCGAUCGGCGAACUGGAAUGGUGGUGAACAUCACCGAGCUUAAGGAGGCGAUCGAGACAGUGAUUAUGAAGCGUUUGGAUCACAAGAAUCUUGACAAGGAUGUGGAAUACUUUGCUGAUACACCCAGUACCACAGAGAAUUUGGCUGUUUAUAUUUGGGACAACAUCCGUCUGCAGCUGAAGAAACCCGAACUGCUGUACGAGGUAAAAAUCCACGAGACACCAAAGAACAUCAUCAGCUACCGCGGUCCGUAUCCGCUCAAUGGAAUCUAUAAUCCCAUAAACAAACGCAUAACUCACGAUUCCUGCACCAAUAUCUCAUCCGACUCGGAUUAAAGGGUUAGACGGAAUAUAUAAAAUAGCAUUCAAACAUUGUGACAUUGCCUAACGAAUUUAAUUGGACCAAUGCUCAGCGAACACUUACCCAACCUCUUUAACAAACACGCAAAGAAAAAGACAUUUAACAUGUAAGGGAAUAAAUAUACGAAUUACAAAGUAUGUAGAAAUAAUAUAUGUUUAUGCAACAUAUUACUGAAUAAAUACUAAAGCAAAUGAAAAUCUUAAA